AUGUCAGAGGGCCUCUCGCGACGCCGCAUCGGCACCCCCCGUUCCGAAGCAGAUGACUUCGCGGACACCGGCAAUGCACCAACACCCUCGCGCACCCCGCACACACCCGAGCCGUCCAAAAUUGAAAAGGCGCCUUUGCUCACACUAAUGGAAGAAACACUGCUUCUAGGGCUCAAGGACCAGGAGGGUUACCUGUCCUUCUGGAACGACAGUCUCUCGUACGUGCUGCGCGGCUGUAUGCUGAUGGAGCUGGCAUUCCGGCGGCGCAUCCGCAUAAGCAAAGAUGCAUUCACCGGAAUGACCUCCUUGGGCGACCGCCACCUUGAGGUAAUCUCAACCAACCCCACGGGCGAAGUACUCCUGGACGAAGCGCUGCGGGUUAUAAAGGGCAGUGAUACACCGAGGGCCGUCAAUGCCUGGAUGGAUUUGCUGAGCGGCGAGACGUGGAAUAUUGCAAAGGCCGGGUACCAGCUGAAGCAGGUCAGGGAGAGGCUGGCCAAGGGCCUGGUUGACAAGGGCGUUUUGCGGACGGAGAAGAGAAACUUUCUGUUCUUCGACAUGGCUACGCACCCGGUACAGGACCCCCGGGCAAAGGACGAGGUCAUUGUGAGGGUGCUGGAUACCCUCAGUUUGCCCCGCUCCGCCGCCAUCCCCACACGCUCCCAGCGCGGGUUCUACAAGAACGAGGAGAACCACAAGUUUGCUCUGUUCCGCAGAGUGUGCCUGGUGGCCGCCGCCUGUGCCGGAAGUGUCAUUGAGAACCCGCUGGUGCAUAUGGAUAUGGAGACGCGGGACCGGGCCGUGGCCAGGGCUGAGGAGCUGAUGGAUGUCUACGGCAGGUGGCCGUUCAAGAAGGAGUCGCCGCUGUACACCGCUGACAUUGGCGCCGGCGAGGCCGGCGACCUGAUGGUCGAGGAGGUCGUGGCUGCAGUCAUCUGCGUGCUGCGAAAGAUGGACAAGCUAAUCUGA
Kickxella alabastrina is the source of this 969-nucleotide messenger RNA. RefSeq names its product vacuolar protein sorting-associated protein 74. Bases 1 to 969 code for a protein of 322 amino acids. NCBI's taxonomy places the organism in Eukaryota, Fungi, Kickxellomycota, Kickxellomycetes, Kickxellales, Kickxellaceae. Gene Ontology annotation, biological process: Golgi to plasma membrane protein transport; Golgi vesicle budding; retrograde vesicle-mediated transport, Golgi to endoplasmic reticulum. Gene Ontology annotation, cellular component: Golgi cisterna; trans-Golgi network; cytosol. Gene Ontology annotation, molecular function: phosphatidylinositol-4-phosphate binding. The record is from RefSeq and is a predicted model, not a curated record. The transcript is spliced from 2 exons.